CAUUUAGCUGCGGAAGAGGUUGGAGACGGUCAGAUUGCGUGCACAUUUUGAGAAUGUAAUUUCGAGGAAACUAUAUAUUUUUUUCAGGAAAUACUAUUUGUUUGCGUUGUAUAUUAUUUUGGCUGUAAGGUGAUUUUGACAUUUUAAUCCCACAAUGGGGCACAAAGGAUUUUCGGACAAAGUCCUGGUUUGCAGCGUUGCUCUCUUUCUUCUUCCACUGCACUCCGCCUAUGGAGACGUGAGCUAUUAUUUUCCCGAGGAGAUGAAACGCGGAUCUGUUAUUGGAAAUAUAGCCAAGGAUCUGGGGUUGGAGGCGAGCAGACUCUCCGCUCGUAAGGCCCGAAUUGAUACCGAAGGGAACCGCAAACGUUAUUGUGACAUUAAUCUGACUAGUGGUGAUUUGAUUGUUACCGAAAGAAUUGACAGAGAGGAGCUUUGCGGAGAAAAGGUGUCAUGCCUUCUGAGCUUUGAGUUAGUCCUAGAGAAUCCUCUUGAGUUGCAUCGCAUAUCACUUCAAAUACAAGAUAUCAAUGACAAUUCACCCAUAUUUCCAAAGGAUACAAUUAAACUGGAAAUCAGAGAAUCAGCUGACAAAGGAGCUCGCUAUCGUGUGAACGCUGCUCAUGACGCAGACAUAGGGCAGAAUGCAGUUCAAAGUUACGUGCUACAAAGGAAUAAUCAUUUCGUGUUGAGUGUUCAAACCACUUCUGCAGGUAGCAAAUACGGUGAGUUAGUGCUUGACAAAGAAUUAGACCGCGAGAAGCAGCAGGAAUUACAAUUAUUGAUCACAGCUGUGGACGGGGGCACUCCGCAGAGAUCAGGUACUGUAGUCAUACACGUCACUGUACUGGAUGCUAACGAUAACGCCCCAGUGUUUAGCCAGGCCGUCUAUAAAGCCAGUCUGCCUGAAAACUCUCCUUUAGGGACACUAGUUGUUACUGUGAGCAGUACUGAUGCAGAUGAAGGAGUGAACGGCGAAGUAAUGUAUGAAUUCAGUCGAAUGUCUGAUAAGGCAAGGAAAAUGUUUACAUUGGACCAGAAAACGGGGGACAUUACAGUAAUAGGGGAGUUAGACUAUGAAGAAGAAUCAAAAUAUGAAAUGUUUGUAGAAGGAAAAGAUGGCUAUGGCCUUUCUUCAGACACUAAAGUGAUAAUAGACAUUACAGAUAUAAAUGACAACGCCCCUGUAAUAUAUCUGAAAUCUCUGAGUAACCCCAUACCUGAGAACGCGUCACCUGGCACAGAGGUGGGCAUCAUUAACGUGCAGGAUAGAGACUCUGAGAAUAACCGACAGGUCCACUGCUCCAUUCAGCAACACGUUCCUUUUAAUCUGGUACCAUCCAUCAAAAACUACUAUUCUCUGGUGACCUCGGGCGAACUGGACCGUGAACUAGUGUCUGAUUACAACAUAACCAUCACCGCCACCGACGAGGGCUCUCCACCUCUGUCCUCCUCUAAAACCGUUCAGUUAUCUGUAGCUGACGUCAACGACAACCCACCUGUGUUUGAGGAACAGUCCUAUAGUGCCCACGUGACUGAAAAUAACAAACCAGGCUCCUCCGUGUGUUCUGUUACUGCUCGAGACCCAGACUGGGGACAGAAUGGCGCAGUUAUUUAUUCCCUUUUACCCGGCGAGAUGAACGGUGUCCCGGUGUCCUCAUUGUUAUCCGUUAACGGAGACACGGGGGUGAUCCACGCUGUGAGGUCGUUUGAUUAUGAACAGUUCAGGAGCUUUAAAGUCCAGGUGAUGGCCAGAGACAAUGGUUCUCCUCCGCUCAGCAGCAACGUCACCGUCAGUGUGUUCAUAACAGAUGUGAAUGACAACUCUCCUCAGAUACUAUAUCCCGCUCCGGAGGGGAACUCCUUCAUGAACGAGCUGGUCCCCAAAGCUGCACACGGGGGCUCUCUUGUUUCCAAGGUGAUAGCGGUGGACGCGGACUCUGGCCAGAACGCCUGGCUGUCCUAUCAUAUAGUCAAAUCCACUGAUCCGGGACUUUUCACUAUUGGUCUCCACAGCGGAGAAAUCAGGACACAGCGUGACAUUUCUGAAUCUGACAACAUGAAACAGAACUCAAUCCCAUUGAGCACGCCUGGGACCUGUUUGAUCAGAGGGUGAGGGCUAGGGCCAUUCCCCACAGAAAUGUCUGGGAACUUGCAUGUGCCUUGGUGGAAGUGUGGAGUAACAUCUCACAGCAAGAACUGGCAAAUCUGGUGAAGUUCAUGAGUAGGAGAUGCACUGCAGUACUUAAUGCAGCUGGUGGCCACACCAGAUACUGGUUGUUACUUUUGAUUUUGAUCCCCCCCCUUUGUUCAGAGACACAUUAUUCAAUUUCUGUUAGUCACGGGGCGGCAGCGUAGCCUAGUGGUUAGAGCGUUGGACUAGUAACCGGAAGGUUGCGAGUUCAAACCCCCGAGCUGACAUGGUACAAAUCUGUCGUUCUGCCCCUGAACAGGCAGUUAACCCACUGUUCCCAGGCCGUCAUUGAAAAUAAGAAUCUGUUCUUAACUGACUUGCCUGGUUAAAUAAAGGUAAAAUAAAAAUAAAAAUAAAAAAACAUGUCUGUGAAACUUGUUCAGUUUAUGUCUCAGUUGUUGAAUUUUGUUAUGUGCCUACAAAUAUUUACACAUUUUAAUUAAGUUUGCUGAAAUUAAAUGCAGUUGACAUUUAGAGGACGUUUCUUUAUUUGCUGAGUUUAUUUAAAUGUUCUUAUUCUUAUUCCAUACCUUUAUAUUUGUGUGUAUUAGGUAGUUGUUGUGGAAUUGUUAGAUUACUUGUCUGUUAUUACUGCAUUGUCGGAACUAGAAGCACAAGCAUUCCACUACACUCGCAUUAAUCUGCUAACCAUGUGUAUGUGACCAAUAAUAUUUGAUUUGAUUUGUACAAUAACCUUUUUUUCCCCUGGAUUAAUUCAGUAUUCUCACAGGAGUAACCGAAGUCAAUGCCCCAGUUUGCCCUUUUCAAGACAACUUGGAACUCAGAAAAUUCGCACAUGACCUACUUGGAAACUCAUUGUAGAAAGAUGAGCUCCGAGUUUCCCACUUCAAAAGUAUCAGAAUCAACCAGUAGGAAGCUCUACGCAAAAAACAUACCCACAUUUUUAUUCAGAGGAUCAGAGUUUCUGAGUUGUCUUGAAAGCCGCCAUAUUGGUUAACUUGUUCAUGCUUUAGGUUUGAUUAUAUUGAUGAUAAUGUGUAUAUACCCUCAAAAUUGAAGUAAAAAUGUUUUA
Oncorhynchus kisutch (coho salmon) is the source of this 3227-nucleotide messenger RNA. Its product is annotated as protocadherin gamma-A11-like. The coding region runs from base 155 to 2116 and encodes 653 amino acids. Gene Ontology annotation, molecular function: calcium ion binding. The record is from RefSeq and is a predicted model, not a curated record. The transcript has a single exon. NCBI's taxonomy places the organism in Eukaryota, Metazoa, Chordata, Actinopteri, Salmoniformes, Salmonidae. Gene Ontology annotation, biological process: homophilic cell-cell adhesion. Gene Ontology annotation, cellular component: plasma membrane.